AUACACAGUGGACCCCUCAAGAUCCCCAAUAAAAGUACAACAACGGCGGCUAACCGGACCUCCAAGAAACAAAAUUUUCUUUACAGUUCAGCUGGAACCCUCCGAUUCUGUAUUUGUAAAUCUUGAAUCUUUAAUUUUUUUCCUUCAAAUUUUGCUAAUAGAGAAAUCCACCACUACAUUCUUCUAGACUUCUCUCUUCUCUCUUCUCUCUUCAACUCUCUCUUCUUAUUCCUCUCAUACCUUCUUCAUCCUUCUGUUCUUUCGCCGAAACUCUUGGAGGGUUCUUGUCCUUUAUCUCAUUUUUCUUAGACACGCAAGUCUCAAUCUUUUGUUCUGUUUGUCUAAACCAUGAAUUACCCGCUCAUUUGUAACAGCAGCUCUUUUAAUACAAUCAGUCCAAAGGUUCCAAGAGUCUGGAAUUUCAAUGUCAAGCCUAUAUUUUGUACUUCUUUUCACAGCAAUAAUCCUAGUAACAACACAAUUAACAGACACUUCAAGCUACCCUUGAGUGAUCAAAGUAGGCCAGUGUUGAGUCCCAAUAUAGAUAGAAUAGGGCCGGGUGAAGUUUCUGUGAGGGGAACCAAAAGGGGGAGGGGAGGGAAGGAUGUUAAGAGAAGGUUUGGGGAAGUGGGCAUUGGACAGAUGUUGGUUGUGUGUGGGUUGGGGUAUUGGGUGCAAGGUUUCAGGUGUUUUCCCUGGUUAGCUCUUAACUUUAACAUGGCUCAUAACCUUAAUUUGCAUCCUUUAACUUUGCAGCUUGUGCAGAACACUGGAAAUCUUCCCAUGGUGGCCAAACCUCUUUAUGGGAUUCUCUCUGAUGCUCUUUACAUUGGUGGUGCUCACAGAAUUCCUUAUAUUUGCAUAGGAGUGCUUUUGCAGAUUCUGUCUUGGGGGCCAUUAGCAUUAUUUCCUGUUGCUGGUAAAGCUCUUCCAAGCCUGAUGGCAUGUGUCCUUCUUGGUAAUCUUGGAGUGUCCAUUGUAGAAGUUGCAAAGGAUGCUCUUGUAGUAGAAUAUGGCCAAAAACACAGAGUGGUUGGUAUCCAGUCUUAUGCCUUUAUGGCUGCAGCUGUUGGUGGAAUUCUAGGCAACUUACUAGGUGGAUAUAUCUUACCCAAGGUGCCACCUACAACCAUGUUCCUCAUAUUUGGUGUUCUGUUAUCUGUUCAACUUAUAAUCUCAUUAUCAGUAAAAGAGGGAUCUCUUGGUUUGGCUCAACCAUCACGUUACAGCCUUCCAAGAAAAUCAAUUUCAAAAAGUUUUAUGAAACAGAUAUCCAAUCUGGUUAUGGCAAUCAGUGAGGAAAGCAUAUCCCGUCCUCUUAUGUGGCUUGUAGCAUCUGUUGCCAUGGUCCCUAUUUUCUCAGGUUCAAUUUUCUGCUAUCAAGCUCAAUGUCUUCAUCUUGAUCCUUCAGUAAUUGGGAUGUCACGAGUGAUUGGCCAGUUGACGCUUCUUACAUUGACUUUACUAUAUGACUGUUACUGGAAGAAGCUUCCCUUGAGAAAAUUGAUUGGGAUAGUGCAAAUUUUGUAUGCUUCUUCCCUUCUUCUUGACUUCAUUUUAGUGAGACAGAUAAAUCUUCAAUUAGGAAUUCCCAAUGAGGUGUUUGCCCUUUGUUUCUCGGGUUUAGCCGAAACUCUUGCACAGUUUAAGCUCCUCCCCUUUUCAAUGCUUCUGGCAAGUUUAUGCCCACCAGGUUGCAUAGGCUCACUCAUGUCUUUCUCAGCUUCAACACUGUGUCUAUCAUCAAUUGCCAGUGGGUUUUUGGGUAUUGGAUUGGCUUCUGUGAUUGGAAUAACAUCUCAAGAUUACUCAAGUUUGCCCAUGGGUAUCUUGAUACAGUUCCUUGCAGCAUUGAUCCCUUUACUAUGGAUUCAUCAUGUUCCCUUGUCGCAACCUUUUUUUGAUAAGGUAGGAAAGAAAGGUAUGAGUAAAAGAACUCGAAAAAAUAGGAGAGUUGGAAAAGCAGUGCUGGAUUCGGUAUUUGUUUACCGCCGUGAAAGAGAAUCUGAGUCACAGUUCUGAACAAGUUUUGAGAACAAGGACUAGAACAAAAGAAUCUUAUGAGUCUCCUGAUCCUCAUUUCUUGUCAUCUAUCUUGAAUGAUCUUCAAUAGGAGCUCUGAGGUCACAGUUCUUGUAACUGGUGACCUGUAUGCCCAAUUUUCCUGGUCUCAUAAGAAGGAGAUUAGACUUGAAGAGUGGUUUGUGUUUUUUUUCCUUUUUUUCCACAGUUGAUAUCAUCACUUUGAGGCUGAAGCUCAAAAUUCUUGUGUAUCAUAUCAGGUUAUUUAUUCUGUAAACUUGGUGAUAACUCAGUUAAUGGAUGAUAGCAGGAAGAAAAAGCAGCUAGAUUGGCUGUUCUUUCUCUUUAAUAGAAAACAGGAAUCCCAAUAUA
Mangifera indica (mango) is the source of this 2394-nucleotide messenger RNA. Its product is annotated as probable folate-biopterin transporter 9, chloroplastic. Lineage: Eukaryota; Viridiplantae; Streptophyta; Magnoliopsida; Sapindales; Anacardiaceae. Gene Ontology annotation, cellular component: membrane. The transcript is spliced from 2 exons. The record is from RefSeq and is a predicted model, not a curated record. The coding region runs from base 349 to 2022 and encodes 557 amino acids.